Messenger RNA from Penicillium roqueforti, 1584 nucleotides. RefSeq names its product transcriptional regulator family: Centromere protein B, DNA-binding region. The coding region runs from base 1 to 1584 and encodes 527 amino acids. NCBI's taxonomy places the organism in Eukaryota, Fungi, Ascomycota, Eurotiomycetes, Eurotiales, Aspergillaceae. Gene Ontology annotation, molecular function: DNA binding. The transcript is spliced from 3 exons. The record is from RefSeq and is a predicted model, not a curated record. Gene Ontology annotation, cellular component: nucleus.
AUGGAGGAGCCCGCCAUGGAAACGGAGACUCAUCAUGAGCCAGAGAGCGAAUUCCCCCAUUCGCCAUGGGUGGAGAUAGGCUCAUUUGCUUCUCCUCAGCACUCGCCCCCCAUGCACGAAUAUAGUGGGUUCGACUACGGCUCAUCGCAGCUCAUGGCUGUGGACUCGUAUGGCAUGUCAGUUCCGCCGCCCUACGCCUCCAUGCCCCUACCCAUGCCUUCGCAUUCCUGGCCUAGCAUGCUCACGACACACUCUCCGUUUGUUGCGUCUGGAUUACCUGCUUCUACCACCCCGACAUCGGUGUCACCUUCGGCUACCAUGUGUCCGGUGCGAAAGACCUCCACUGGAGGGACUACGCCGCGCAGGACACUUACCGACGAUGAUCGCCGGCAAAUGUGUAUAUAUCAUGAGGAAAACAAGACUGCAAAGCAGACUGAUAUUGGAGCGUUGUUUGGAGUCGAGAGAAGCACUGUUUCCAAAGUCCUUCGCCAGAAGGAAAAGUAUCUAAACCCUGAAGAUGGGAGUCGGUCUCCUAUCAAACGGGCUAAGGGCAGAGUCCCCGAUAUUGAGAGAGCUCUAUCCAACUGGGCAAAGAACCUCCACAGCCAAGGACAUCCCCUAAGCGAUGAGAUGAUCAAAGAGAAAGCACUUUUCUUCGCCAGUAUCUGCGGCUGCCCUGAAGGCAAGGAAAAGGUCUCCACUGCAGCCUGGCUAGAAAAAUUCAAGCAGAAGAACAAUCUCCUCGGCGCAAAAAUGCGCAGAGGAUCUACCGGAAUUCGUAGCUGUUCAAACAGCCCAAUUCAGCUCAAUACAGAGUUCGGGUCUGCUCUUCGAAGCCCUGGCAGCCACUCGCCCACAUCCUCCAUUGAUAGCUUUGGAUCCCCAUUGUCCCCAACGAGCCAAGAAAGAAACAAACACGACAUGGCUGAACUGCCCGAUCUGACAGGGGGAUACCAACACGGAUAUUCCAACAGCACAACCUCACUCGACACUUCUUCGGCGGGUAUGGUCAGCCCAACAACACCAACGAGCCAAUCCCGUCUCCCGUUCACCAACAGCGACACCAACCGACUGCACAGCCAGACCUCCCCUCCCGUCCCCAUUGAUCCAACCCUCCUAUCAGCCGAUGACACCACAGACCCGCAUCGCCAAAAGCGCGAACUCCAGCAAUCUCUUACGGUCUCCACCCUGCAAUCCCCACUGGAAAUGGACGACUCCAAGCCCGCCAUGUUCCCGGUCCGCCAGACAAACGUCAUCAAGCGCAAUCGCAGCAACCCUGAGAUCACGACCAAGUACAUGCCGCCGCGGUCAAAGUCUACCACCAUCUCGCCCGUCAGCUCUCCAGGAUCACCGACGCAGGACGAGGCCCGUCGCGCCCUUGAACUCGUCAUCAACUACUUCGACCAUCAGCCUGCUGGUCUGGCGGCACAGGAGUACAUGACCAUCGUAAAGCUAAUGGAGAGGCUUGAACUUGCCAGGAGCCAGGCUGGCUUUCUGUUGAGUGGCUUGCCGCGCAUUGAUGAACAUGAGGAUAUUCAUAUCCCGCAUGUGACGAAGAAGCGGAGCAUCCACAAUUUGGGAUGA